UCCGGUUCAAUAAGGGAGGCUGCCGGGUGCACGCCUCCUCCUCCUCCUUCUGAGCAGCGGCCUUUGCUCGUCCUGCAGCCCACGUGGCUUUGCCGGCGCCCUUCCAGAACCGAAUUCUAAGCAGGUCAGGCUUAUGUGGACUGGAUGCAGCUGCAGUGAGUCUGUCUUUCUUUACUACUGGAUUAAAGCCAUAGCCACUUCUUGAACCAUCAUAAAGCUACACAGGAAUUUGAUCCCAACUGCCAAACUCUGCUCUGCUUCUGUUGCAUCUACCUUGCAAUAAGGAAAAGGAUUCAUUUAUUUACAUAACAUAUCUAUGUAGCCUCCUAUCUUACAACUAACUGGGUGGCUUCCAAUGAAAAAUUGUUCCAUCUAAAGUUAACAUCCCAGGGUUGCCAUUUCAGCAUCAUGCCCAAGAAAGGAGGAAGACGAGCUAGAAUAGAGAAGAAACCAGAUUUGCCAAGCAAGCUAGCAAAAACAGAAGCAGUCAGUCCUUUGCUUUGGAAAUAUGACAAUCCAGAGAGCUUAUUUGAAAGUUUGAUUUCUCCUGUCAAAGAAGAUGAAUUUUUUAGAGAAUAUUGGGAACAGAAGCCACUGUUGAUUCAGAGAGAUGAUUCCUUCGUGGCAUCGUAUUAUCAGUCUCUCUUUCAGUUAACUGACUUGAAAGACCUAGUCAAACUAGGCUUGUAUUAUGGAAAAGACAUCAAUAUAUGUAGAUGUACGAAUGGCAAAAAACUUAUUUUUAAUAAAGAUGGAAAAGUAACCUAUACACAACUGAAGAAAGAUUUUGAUCAGAAAAAGGCUACUGUACAGUUUCACCAGCCACAGAGAUUUAAGGAUGAGCUCUGGAGGAUACAAGAAAAAUUGGAAUGUUACUUUGGCUCAUUGGUUGGAUCUAAUGUUUACAUCACUCCUCCUGGAUCCCAAGGCCUACCUCCACACUAUGAUGAUGUUGAGGUAUUUAUCUUACAACUUGAAGGAGAGAAACACUGGCGACUCUACCGCCCAACUGUAUAUCUAGCUCAAGAAUACAAUGUUGAACCUGAAGAGAAAAUUGGAACACCAACUCAUGAUUUCAUAUUAAAGCCAGGAGACAUGCUGUAUUUUCCAAGAGGAACAAUUCAUCAAGCUGACACUCCUCUUGGAACAUCUCAUUCUACUCAUAUUACCAUUAGCAUGUAUCAGAACAACUCUUGGAGAGAUUACUUACUGGACAUGGUUCCUGGACUUCUUUUAGAUAUAGCAAAAGAAGAUGCUGAAUUUCGAAAGAACAUUCCAAGGCAAUUGUUAAUGAAAAUGGAUUUAUCGGAUUCAUCCAAGCACUUAAGUAGCUUCCUGAAACGCCUUGAAGGUCAUUUGGAAAACGGGAGGAAACUGAGAUCAUCUUAUAUGAAAAAAGAUUUUAUUACGAGCAGAUUACCUCCGUUUAUUGGAACUAAUUUGGAUUUUCUCACUCCAGAUGGAACACUACCAAAAAUAGACAGCACAAUCAGGUUAAAGUUUAAAGACUACACAAUAAUUACAACAGAAUCAGAACAAGAUCUUCUGAACGAUUCAGUCAAAGAAAUGGUUUUUGUUUAUCACUGCUUAAAGAAUAAAAGGCAGAUCCAUAUGAUGGGGAAUGAGAAUAUGAACGAGGAAGAAAUAGCAGAGGCACAUGGAUUACGAUUUCCUCUCUCUCACAUGGAUGCACUGAAGCAAAUAUGGAGCUGUGAAACUGUUUGCGUUAAGGACCUUAAUCUUGGUUCAGAAGCAGAAAAAGAGAACUUAGUGAUAUCAUUGUGGACUGAAUGCCUUGUUGAAGUAAUCUAAAGAUAGAUUCUCAUCAUGGUUAAGAAACUUUAUAUAUUUUGGAUUUGUGUAGAGGAGUGUAUGAAUAUAAAUCACCUUAAUGAAUAAGGACUCGAUAAUCAGGCAAAGCAUAUUACAUAGAAAUUAUUCAUAAAAGGCUCUCAUAUAGUCUUAGGCAUUUAGUAAGAUUGUGAAACAUCUGAUUCUUUUCAAGAUGCCUGAAAGUUAUGAAUUUAGGCAUACGAAUCUGAAAUAUGAGCAGGACUCUUACCUGAUUUCUUAAUGUGCAAAAUAAGAACACACUGGAGAUACUAAAUAUAGUUGUGGUCAGUGAUGAGUUUAUACAGAAAGUUGUUUGUGUUACUUAAAUUUGCUUCCUUAAAGUGUCAUCUGAUAUUGUGACUAGUGGUGUUCUUUGAAUGAAGCCAAGACAGUUCUUAUAAACAUCUUGCAGUAUAAUAAAUUUCUUCAAAUGAAGAAAAUUCUACAAUUUGUUUAGCAUCCUGUUUUGUGUCCAUGAAUAUCAGAAGCAGCAUUUUACUGUACAUGUAAGCUCAUGAGCAGGAGAAUGAAAAUUAUGGCUCUUAAGUUUCUUUUCCUUUUUAACCCAGGUACCAAUGCGGAAAUAUAUGGAGAGUGUUUGAUUGCUUUUUCAUUGGGUGGAAGCCUUUUCACAAUAUUCUCUGCAAUUUUGAAUCUGUACAUAUAUUUUAGUCUUAAGUUCCAAGCCACCAAUAUCUUCUCCCUUUUUCUUCUUCAAUAUGCGUGUUACUUUACUGAAAAAGUUGGUUUGAAAAAUAUA
Messenger RNA from Ahaetulla prasina, 2593 nucleotides. RefSeq names its product ribosomal oxygenase 2 (gene RIOX2). Gene Ontology annotation, cellular component: nucleolus. The coding region runs from base 409 to 1812 and encodes 467 amino acids. The transcript is spliced from 12 exons. Gene Ontology annotation, molecular function: histone H3K36 demethylase activity; histone H3K4 demethylase activity. The record is from RefSeq and is a predicted model, not a curated record. NCBI's taxonomy places the organism in Eukaryota, Metazoa, Chordata, Lepidosauria, Squamata, Colubridae.